AUGAAGAGCACUAUCUUCAUCGAUGAUGCAGAGAACAUCAAUCCAGUUAGCUUAUCCACAAAACGCAAACGCUCUUUCGAAGAUGAGGACAGCGCGUCCAAGCCCAUCAAAACAUCCCGCGUGGCUCUUUCCACCCGCAUCAACAUCUCCCCCCGUCUCUCAACCCCCUCGAAGAUCUCAAUUACAACUCCCAAAUCAGCUCCCAUUCUCAAGCCUGCUGGUCGCUCCCCACCACCAAAGUCCAGCAAGUCGGCUACUCGCCGCUCGCUCAUCGCCAAGCCCCGCUCAGAGCAAUAUAGCAAGCGCGGCAUCGCUCGUCCCUUCUCUCUUGCUUCCGUCCUCGCUCAAUCCAAAACUCCCAAGCCUGCUCCUGCUCCUAAGACCCCGGCCUCAUGGUGCUUCGAUAUCCACGUCGACACCGAACAAGAAGAAAUGACCAAUCUGAUGCAACACUCGACCACUGUCUUGGAUAUCAGUGACGACGAGGGGAAGUCCGACCCACCCUGCACCCGUGGAAAGGAGAACAUCCCCCCGCACGAACUGGGCAUUGAACUCCCCAGCGCUCGCCAGUCCACUACCGCUAUUCCUGCCGCUGCUCGCAAGGCACCAAAGAUGGAUGAACUCCGUUCUCCGCUCGGUGAACUCAAUGCUGCUGAAUACUAUGCUGAAGACUGCAAUGCUUUCUCAUGCACAAUUGUCUAUGAUGAUGAACAGCACGCGCCCGAGUUCAAGAAGCCUUCUUCGCCUCUUGCCCGCAGCCAGGAGACCAUUAUCACUGCCUCCAUCGCGUCUGUUUUGGAUGCGGUUACUUCCAGCCCUGCUGAUACCCAGCAACAAAUCUCUGAGGAAGCUGGUACCACCACGUCUGCUCUUUGA
Messenger RNA from Penicillium griseofulvum, 876 nucleotides. RefSeq lists its product as uncharacterized. Lineage: Eukaryota; Fungi; Ascomycota; Eurotiomycetes; Eurotiales; Aspergillaceae. The record is from RefSeq and is a predicted model, not a curated record. The transcript has a single exon. The coding region runs from base 1 to 876 and encodes 291 amino acids.